AUGGGAAGUCACGAAGAAAUAAUUAUAGACAUCCUUAGCAGGCUAUCCGUGAAGUCUCUUCUUCGGUUCAAGUGUGUUUCAAAGUCUUGGAAUACAUUAAUAUCUGAACCUUACUUUAUAAAGAAACAUCUCAAUACUCAUGCCAAGAAUCAGAAUUCCCAAAAACUGCUUAUUACCCAAGUGCCGCACGGUAAGUACUGUAAUGGUUUUAACUUGUAUUCUUCUUCUUUAUCGUCGUCUAAACUUGUUGAGGAUAUACGCCGACUUGAUUACCCGUCAAGCUGUAAACCUAUUGAUGGUAGAGUCUAUUGUUGUUGUGAUGGUUUAUUUUUUAUCGGGUUUUGGAUUUAUUGGAAUGAUGAAGAAGUAGAGCCAUCCAUAUUAUUGUUAUGGAACCCUUCCACAAGAGAGUCAAUAAUGCUUCCAAGCCAUGUAGAAAUUCCACCACAAGAGGAAUAUGUUUAUGGAUUGGGAUAUGACGCUACUAGUGAUGACUAUAAGAUCCUUAGGAUUGACACGCAUGACAAAGUACCCGAUGAAAUUUUAGCACUUAAAAGUGGUUCCUGGAGACAAAUUGAAGAAACCUCAGAUAGGAUGAGUUCAACUAAAAUAUCUGAUAGGGAAUUAUGUUUGGCAUUUCUACAUGGAGCAUUUCAUUGGCUCGGUCAUUGCCCAAGGGAUUCUGUGGUUUCAUUUAAUAUCUCAGAUGAGAUGUAUGGAGAGAUACCGUUGCCAGGGAUUCUAUCCUCUCCUGGACUCGUUGAAGUGGAUGCAUAUGCGUUGGGACCCGUUCAAAUUGGUGUAUCAGUGUUGGGAGGAAAACUCUCUCUUUAUCAUAAACAUGGAAAUUUUGAUAUAUGGGUAUUGAAAGACUAUGGUGUCAAAGAAUCUUGGACGAAAUGGUUCACAAUACCAAGUUAUGAGGUUGUUCGUAAAAAAGUCAUCAUACCAAUAUAUAGGUUUUCAGAUGAUGAAGUGCUACUUAGCUACUUCUGUUUGGAUGGAAUGGUAUAUAGGAUGCAUAAUGUAUCACUUGAAUCAAGCAAUCGAAUAUGGCCUCUUGAUUGUAAUCAUGAUAUACAUGCAAGUAGCAUUCAAGAUGGUUUUGUUUAUACAGAAAGUUUGAUUUCUCCGAGAUCACUAAAAUUAAUGUAG
Solanum stenotomum is the source of this 1155-nucleotide messenger RNA. Its product is annotated as F-box/kelch-repeat protein At3g23880-like. The transcript has a single exon. Lineage: Eukaryota; Viridiplantae; Streptophyta; Magnoliopsida; Solanales; Solanaceae. The coding region runs from base 1 to 1155 and encodes 384 amino acids. Gene Ontology annotation, molecular function: protein binding. The record is from RefSeq and is a predicted model, not a curated record.